This is a messenger RNA of Arctia plantaginis, 1083 nucleotides long. Lineage: Eukaryota; Metazoa; Arthropoda; Insecta; Lepidoptera; Erebidae. The record is from the annotation of a GenBank genome assembly.
AUGAGGGGUCCAGAGAUGCGUGACCUUGUGAAUAAGGCACUACACAAGUCCUCUCUCAAUCACAUAAAGAGGCCACCUACUGCUAUGUCUGAGGAGGAAAGUAUAGCAGGUAUAAGGAGGACAGCACGUCCUUGCCAUAGACCUAUGAGACCUAUAGUUAUCCCUCCUACACCCCUACCUAGAUCAACCGGGUCUGAGGAUGCAGAUCCAGAUCUUGAGGAGGCCAUGUGGUGUGUUGCGGGUGGAAGAGUCAUGAAUCAGUUAUAUGAGGUUUUUAUAUUGUUGAAGGAGAAGCUAGGAGAGCUUCCUGAUGGGUCCAUAAGACUCUCUACCCUUGGGGACAUGAAUGGAGCUGUGUACUCAAUGAUUUGCCACUUACUGCCUGGAAAGAUAGGGGGAGGACAGGAAAACCCUCUAAUAUACAAUCCUCACUGGAGACAGGCCUCUGCUGUGUCACGGGUGACCCCUGCUCUGUCCCGUAUGAACAUCAAAGAGUUCUUAGCUAAUAUAGGAAUGGAGGGUCCCUUAAGGUAUAAUAAAGAGGAGGGUGUACUUGACUUGUGGGUUGUAACAGACUGUAGAUCAAUAGGUUGUCUUCCCCCUGAUGCGAGAGGUGUACUGAUUUCCAAGUGGGUUCCUGACCUGCCUGGUGGCUGGGGCCCUAUAGGGGUGUACAAGUUUCAGAAGGUAAAGGGCUCUUUCCGCUCUAUUUGGGGACAUUGGGAGAGGGGUCGUGAGAUGGAGGAAAAGAAGGUUCACUUUAUGGGGUUGGGCCACACAUCUCCUCAAAAGGCGUUAACUAGGCCCAUUGAGUGUGCAUUACUUUCUCAGACACUGAGAACACCAUGCUUUAGCCCCUUAGUGCCUGUUUACCAUUUAAUACAGGGUAAUCCUCAGGAUAGAAGGAUGCUGCGUAAUCUUAUAAUGAAGGGCUAUGCAAGUUAUGCAUCAAUGUUUCCAGCUACUCACUCAUACGGAGGUGCAGGAUAUGCUGACCCCUUGCUUGAGAGAGACAGAGAAAUGAGGAGUGAUAUAGUUGAUAGGAUAUCUGUCCUGGGGCUUCUCAGUGGCCUACUUCAUUAG